This is a messenger RNA of Vigna umbellata (rice bean), 796 nucleotides long. Its product is annotated as protein SMALL AUXIN UP-REGULATED RNA 54-like. Lineage: Eukaryota; Viridiplantae; Streptophyta; Magnoliopsida; Fabales; Fabaceae. Gene Ontology annotation, biological process: response to auxin. The record is from RefSeq and is a predicted model, not a curated record.
AUUAUAUAGUAGGUAAAAAAAAAACACGACUUUUAUAUCAAACAAGGAGAAAAAAAAAUAAGUAUCUGACUUAGAAAAGCAAAUGCAUCCCAUAAUGUUCUGGAACAUUUGUACUUGCCAUGCCGCAAUUAUAUAAACAUUUUCAUGUUCGGAGUACUCCACGUACUUUUUCUCCCUCUUUCUCUCUCUCUCUCUCUCUCACAAACACAUUUAGAAGCUUGAAGAGAAGAAUAAUGAAGGGGAAGUUUCUGAGAGGUUGUCUUAACAAGUGGAAGAAAGUGGGGAGUCGAGUGAUCCAGUGUGGUGCCUACGGUUACUGCUGCGAGUGGGAAGUGUGGCCAUGGAUGCAGAAUGAAGGAGAAUCUGAUAUUCCGAACGAUGUGCCAAAGGGUCAUUUGGUUGUGUACGUGGGAGAACACCACAAGAGAUAUGUGAUAAAGAUCACGUUGCUCCAUCAUCCUCUCUUCAAGACCUUGCUGGAUCAGGCUCAGGAUGAGUACGAUUUCAUUGCAGAUUCAAAGCUCUAUAUUCCUUGCACUGAGCAUCUUUUCCUCACUGUCCUUCGCUGUGCAACCUCUCCACAUAAUCAACGACUCUCUCUCUGCGUCUGAGUCAUUAUUUACCUCUAACAACUACCACCACACAUAUAUAUAUAUGUAGCCAUAAAAUAUUAUGUUGUAGAUCGAGGUUCUUGUUAUUUGUGAUUUUUCUCUUAUCAGGGAACAUGCAGAGUUAAUUAGCGCAUUGAGCAAAUUAAGGGAAGUUCAUUAGUUUUCAAUAUAUGUUAAUUACUUGA